UCCGGAGCCUCGUCGUGUCUCAUGCUAGCUGUGUCGCUUGCACGCAAAUUGCAAAAGUUCGAGUGACAGCCGCGGACCAGGAAGAGUGAAGAAAAGUCAUUUGUCUCCCGCGUGGGCUUAAAAUGAUUUAUUUGCCGACGGCCGUUCAGCCGCAGACAAAAGCAUGAUUUAUUCAAACAUGUUACCUGUUGAACAAUUCCAACUCAUUCCCCGCCACUGACAGGCAGCUACAGUCUAUACCGAGGGUGACGAUUCCCCUGAGUCAGCUCGUCAAUGUCGUCCACUCGCUGAAGAGCUCCGUCGUGAGCGGCGGCGGCGGCGGCAUCGGCAAGGCGAGAGCGCCCCGCGACCACGCCUCUCAGUCAGAACCGCAUCACGCCGAGUUAUGCGCGCAGCCGCCGUGGAACUUACGGGACCUCGGCCUGUCGGAGCUGGGAAUGCGGCAGCUCAACGAGUUGGCGCUGCGGGCGUUGCCGCGUUUGGAUGCGCAGGAAGCGCCGACCGCUCUUAUCGGUGGUCGGGCAAUGUGGCGAACCUCUCACCUUUCCACGCACUCCUUUUUUGUAAACAAGCAUGGCUUUUCCCACCUUGGAACGUCCGGCCCAGUGGAUUGCAGGCGGAGGCGCUCUCCUCUUCGCUCGGUCUGCGCAGAGCUGCAACUUUCUUCAGUGUGGGUCCAGCACAGAGGCUUUAAAACAUUAAGGAGCAAAACCAAAAGACUGCAGUCGGCGGUUGAGCGCCCGCUAGAACCAGAAGCUUUCCCUCCAUCUUUCAUGAAGGGCUUCCUGACACGUGACAAGGGCAUCGAUAUGGAAAGUCUUGACAGUCUGACCAAGAUGGGAAACAUCCCCGACGGACAGCAGGAUGCUUUUAAGAGGGGCUUCGCGGAAGGCUUCCUGAAAGCCCAAACGCUGACGCAACGCACACAAGACUCGCUGAGAAGGAAUCGACUCAUCUUGUUGGCGGUGCUUCUUGUCGGGCUCUACGGCAUCUCCAAGAUCCCUUUCAUAUCAGUGCGGUUCCGAACCACAACAGGCCUGGACUCCUCUGUGGAUCCGGUCCAGAUGAAAAAUGUGACAUUCGAGCAUGUCAAGGGUGUUGAGGAAGCAAAAAAUGAGCUGCAGGAAGUGGUCGAGUUUCUGAAGAACCCCCAGAAGUUCACAAACCUGGGUGGAAAACUCCCCAAAGGCGUCCUUCUGGUUGGCCCACCUGGGACUGGCAAAACGUUACUGGCCAGAGCUGUGGCAGGGGAAGCGGAUGUUCCUUUCUAUUAUGCCUCAGGUUCGGAGUUUGAUGAGAUGUUUGUCGGAGUCGGAGCCAGCCGCAUCAGGAAUCUUUUCAGAGAGGCAAAGGCUAACGCUCCGUGCGUCAUCUUCAUUGAUGAACUGGACAGUGUGGGUGGGAAGAGGAUCGAGUCUCCCAUGCAUCCUUACUCCAGACAAACCAUCAAUCAACUACUUGCAGAGAUGGACGGGUUCAAACCUAAUGAAGGAGUCAUCAUUAUUGGUGCCACCAACUUCCCCGAGGCUUUAGAUAAUGCUCUGAUCCGCCCAGGACGAUUUGACAUGCAGGUCACGGUCCCUAAACCAGACGUGAAGGGACGAACGGAGAUUCUCAACUGGUACCUCAGAAAGAUUAAAGUGGAUCCAGACAUCGAGGCAAAGAUUAUCGCACGCGGCACCGUGGGGUUCUCCGGCGCUGACUUGGAAAAUCUGGUGAACCAGGCUGCCCUGAAGGCAGCAGUAGAUGGGAAAGACAUGGUCACCAUGAAGGAGCUGGAAUUUGCCAAGGACAAAAUCCUCAUGGGCCCAGAGAGAAGAAGCGCUGAAAUCGACAAGAAGAACAAGAUCAUCACAGCGUACCAUGAAUCGGGCCACGCAAUCGUGGCGUACUACACCAAAGACGCCAUGCCCAUCAACAAAGCCACGAUCAUGCCAAGAGGUCCCAGUCUGGGUCAUGUGUCGAUGCUGCCUGAGAACGAUCGCUGGAGCGAGACGCGCUCUCAGUUGUUGGCUCAGAUGGACGUCAGCAUGGGCGGCCGAGUCGCAGAGGAGAUCAUAUUUGGCCACGAGUUCAUUACCACCGGAGCCUCAAGCGACUUUGAUAGUGCCACCAAGAUCGCCAAGAUGAUGGUGACGCGAUUUGGGAUGUGUGAAAAGUUGGGUGUGAUGACCUACAAGAACAUGACAGAACAAAGUCCAGAGACUCAAGCAGCUGUGGAGCACGAAGUCAGAGUUUUACUGAGGGAUUCCUACGAACGCGCUAAAGCCCUCUUGAAGUCGCACGCCAAAGAGCACAAGAACCUCGCCGAUGCGCUGCUCUUGUACGAGACGCUGGACGCCAAAGAGAUCCAGUUGGUCUUGGAGGGCAAGACCCUGGAGACCAGAUGAAAAGGCAAAGACGUGGGUGUGCUUUUGGUUCUCGAAGGGACUCUGGCCUGAUGGAAAUGAGACGUGAAUCUCGGUGUUAGCAAAUCUUAGUGCUGUGUGAUCUGCCGUGUUGAUUAUCUGUUCCAUAAUCUUAUGAUAUUCCCACAUGGGCGCUUUAUUCCCCAUUUCCUUCAAGGCUUUAAGUGUGUUGAAGUUUCACACUUGUGCAUUCAAAGAGUGAAAGCUGGAUGUACUCAGAGUCGUCACACUGGCCCAAUUGUAAAUAUCGACUUUUUCACGCUCGGGACUCUCGCACCUCAAUCACGAUAAGACGCUGACCGUGGAAUUAUGUUGUCGAUUACUGAUUAAGAAUCGGUCUCUUUAAGCUUAGCUGAAUGUGUCUUUAGCGUUAGCACUGUGAGCCAAUCCGGUUCUUGACGGGUACUGUACUCGUUUCCUCGUGUUUUUCCCUUCGGUGGCUCCGCUUCAACUCAACGACUGUUUGAUUUGAGUUUUUCAACGAGGUGGCCUUUUGGGUUAUGGUUUGUCCUUUAUGAAAUCACUUUGAAAAGACACACCCAGAACAGCUGCUGUGUCCAGAUAUGACUUCGACUGCUGCUGACCGCUAACAAAAGCAAGCGUAGUGUCGCACUGUGCAUCUUGAAGGUCGUACUUGUAAAAUUGGAUUGUCCACCAAACCCUCACGUAAUCAAUAACUUUGAAUUGUGCCGUGUGGCGGUUGUUUCAGUCCGUAGCAAGCAUUAUUAAUUUCCACGAGCUUUUGCUGCCCACUUUUGGCUUUUUACACAAGUGAUUCAUUUGGGGGUGGGGGUGCACCGGUUAACGGGUCAAUUUGGACAGUGAUUGUCUGGCGACCAGUUGAGGGUGAACCUCUCCUCUCGCCCGGGGUUAGCUGAGAUGGGCGUGAGGAGGAAAAGCGUGACGGACGGACGGAUGGGAAUGUCCAUUUUUAUUUCAUUUGUCACUUUUUUUUUUUUUUUUUUUCCUUUUGUCUUCUGAGCUUUUGCCCAUGAUGAGUUGUAUAUUAGAGUGGAAUCUAAUAAGACAAUUGUAAAUAGAUGUAUGAAAAAUAAAACAUCUGUGUGGUAAGCACAAUAAACAUCCAUGCGCGCGCUGAUUUUCAUUGAUGAAAUUGAUCUGGAUACAAGAAAUGAAAGAAAAGCCCAAAACGUGUUUACUGUUU
Molecule: messenger RNA, 3573 nt
Organism: Syngnathoides biaculeatus (alligator pipefish)
Lineage: Eukaryota; Metazoa; Chordata; Actinopteri; Syngnathiformes; Syngnathidae
Product: ATP-dependent zinc metalloprotease YME1L1-like
Exons: 19
Coding region: 438-2390 (650 amino acids)
Biological process (GO): protein quality control for misfolded or incompletely synthesized proteins; mitochondrion organization
Cellular component (GO): mitochondrial inner membrane
Molecular function (GO): metalloendopeptidase activity; ATP-dependent peptidase activity; ATP binding
Source: RefSeq, a predicted model, not a curated record